AUGUCUUCUACCCCGUCCCACUCCGACUCGAGCAACGACGACGAACGUGGUCCAUCUCCGUCAACCACGCCAAAGAAGACUACGGCCUUAACCGGCCCGAAGAAGGCCGUGAUCGCAACGGCAUCAACAUCGAGGGCAGCGGCUCCCGCAGCCAAGACCGCCAAGCCGGCUACCACCGACAAGGGCAAACAGCCCGCGCACCCCACCAUGAGCACGCGCAGAAACCCGGCCCCACAGAUUGCACUGCCGAUCGCCGAACCUAUGGACGACGACGCCGCCGCUCCACAGCCGCCGGUCCGCCCUCCUCUCGAUCACUCGGGCAAGGUCCAAGUGGCCGUCCCGUUAAAGAAAUCAGACCCGUACGAGGUCAUGGUCGCGUGCCUACAGAGCCAAUACCAAAAGGUCACGGCAAUGUCGGGCACCGACAAGCUCCGAAAAACAAAGGAGAAUGGCAACAACUGGUGGUCCUGGAAACGACGUGCGACCAGCAUGUUCGAGGUCACCGGGUGCCUGAAAAUAGCCAAUGGUGAUUGGCCG
Messenger RNA from Coniophora puteana RWD-64-598 SS2, 537 nucleotides. RefSeq lists its product as uncharacterized. The annotation marks the transcript as partial. Lineage: Eukaryota; Fungi; Basidiomycota; Agaricomycetes; Boletales; Coniophoraceae. The record is from RefSeq and is a predicted model, not a curated record. The transcript has a single exon.